Messenger RNA from Fragaria vesca subsp. vesca, 1550 nucleotides. RefSeq lists its product as uncharacterized. The transcript is spliced from 2 exons. NCBI's taxonomy places the organism in Eukaryota, Viridiplantae, Streptophyta, Magnoliopsida, Rosales, Rosaceae. Bases 138 to 1550 code for a protein of 470 amino acids. The record is from RefSeq and is a predicted model, not a curated record. Gene Ontology annotation, molecular function: glycosyltransferase activity.
CACUCAAUCCCUAGUCAUUAUGACCUAGUGUCAGACUCGAAAGCAGAUUAAAAUUCUUGUUCGGUUGUUCCCAGAAGAACCUUGAACCCGAGAUUCAACUUCAAUCUUCAUAUACAAUUUCCAACAUUUGGGGCACAAUGCAUCAGGGCCUUUGUUCAUCAUAUAUCAGAGUUAAGUCGAUGCGAACACCGGUUCGAAGGCCAAUGAGGAAGACGAGGGUUUUGGUAGCAUUGGCUGCGUCGUGCUUGUGUUUCAUUGUGUUCCAUAUCUGUAUCUCAUCAACCACCAGAAUUCUUAACAGGGCAGAAUUUUCAGCAGAGACUCCAGAAAUAACACGUGACAUAUUAGCCAUUAGUAAACAAUCCCAUCACCCUUCAAAGGAAAUUCCGAUCAUUUGCGACCGUACCUCUAAACAUUACGACCUCUGCUCCAUCAACAGUCCAACAGUCUUGGAUCCAACCACAUCCACAUUCUUCAUUAUGAGCUCGACCCAACUUCCAUCCAUGGCAACAAUCCGGCCCUAUCCUCGAAAAUUCGAAGACUUCAUAAUGAGCCGGAUCAAGGACUUCACGCUCACUGUUGGCCCAAGAAUCCCACUGUGUAAAGUCCAACACAAUGCUCCAGCACUAGUAUUCGCCGCCGGUGGAUACACCGGAAACUUCUGGCACGACUUCAAUGAUGGGUUCAUCCCACUCUUUAUCACCAUCAACACACUCUUGCCGGAUCAAGACUUCGUAAUCGUGGCUUCGGACGCUCCAAAGUUGUGGGUUUCUAAGUAUGCUGAUUUACUACACAUUUUCACCAAGCACCCUAUAAUUACCCUUGGAAAUGUUACCACCACCCAUUGUUUUCCUUCUGCCAAGCUAGGCCUCAUAACACAUGGUUUCAUGACUAUAAACCAAACACUAAUACCAAACUCAAAAACAUUUCUACAUUUCCGUGAGCUCCUAGACAAUGCAUAUAACCGAAGAUCCCAAGCUCGACUCCUCCUCUCUCAGCUGAAAAAACCCCGGCCGCGGCUUGUUCUGGCGAGCCGGAGUCAUGCAACUGGACGCAGGAUCAUGAACCAAGCUCAAGUAGUUCGUUUGAUAAAGAAAGUGGGGUUUGAUGUGGUUGUGUUUGAGCCUAAGGCCAAUACCUCAUUGCAUGAGUCUUAUGCGUUACUUAAUUCAAGCCAUGCUUUGGUUGGGAUACAUGGCGCUGCACUUACACACUCAUUGUUCCUCCGGCCGGGUUCGGUGUUUGUGCAGGUGGUGCCGAUUGGGGUGGACUGGGUGGCGAAGGCGUGCUUCGGGACUGUGGCAAAGGGGUUGGACUUGGAGUAUUUUGAGUACAAGAUCGGAGUGGAAGAGAGUAGCUUGGUGGACAAGUAUGGCAAUGAUAGUUUAGUAGUGAAAGAUCCGAGUGGUCUUCAGAAAAUGGGGUGGCGAGCUGAGGUUAUGGACAUUUACUUGAAGGAGCAAAAUGUGAAACUGGAUUUGGUUAUGUUCAAGGGGUAUUUGAAGCAAGCUUAUAAAAAGGCUAAGAAAUUUAUGGAGAACAAUGGUUAA